Messenger RNA from Choloepus didactylus (southern two-toed sloth), 1576 nucleotides. It is a transcript of the gene NAA20, whose product is annotated as N-alpha-acetyltransferase 20, NatB catalytic subunit. Gene Ontology annotation, cellular component: NatB complex. Gene Ontology annotation, biological process: N-terminal peptidyl-methionine acetylation. NCBI's taxonomy places the organism in Eukaryota, Metazoa, Chordata, Mammalia, Pilosa, Megalonychidae. The record is from RefSeq and is a predicted model, not a curated record. The transcript has 6 exons. Gene Ontology annotation, molecular function: protein-N-terminal amino-acid acetyltransferase activity. Bases 714 to 1151 code for a protein of 145 amino acids.
AAUAGACUUCAGUAUAGAGAAAUUUUAAAGCAUGUAGAUCAGGAAACAUCAUAAGCAACAUUGGAAAAAACAAAACCUGGGAACAAGGGUUGUCUUGAAUCUUCCUGACAACCUGUUACUACAAUGACUUCAUAUAAAUCUCUGCAGUUCCAUGCAGUUUAACCACUACCAUUCCCAGGGUGGCCUGUGUCUUCCUGUCUCAGAGGGCUGCCAGAGUAUAAGGCAUCACAUCCCUCUUUCUGUCAGUGCGAUGGAGAAAGGGGAAGGAGGAAGUGCCCUUCUCUUUUGAGGGCACCUUCUGGAAGUACCAAAUGGCACUUCUGUUGCUCACUGGCUAGCACCUGUGUCAUGCCACAGCAAUCCAGCUAUAAGGGAGUCCGGGAAUAUGCUUAGCUUGAAAUGGGGGCUUGUAAAUGAAGCGAAGAAAGAAUUUUUGGUAACAAUUAGAUGUCUCUGCAAUGUUCCCCAACAUUGUGAGAUGUGAGAAGUUGGUACCUUGGGUUAUGCUGCACCUCUCAGUGGCUUAAAACUCAAAGUUGGAUUUCUGGAUUAUGCUCCAAGUCCACUCUAGCUGAAGCCCAAGUAGAAAUUGGCAAUAAGUGUAUGGAGCAUAUACUAUGUCACAACAUAUAAAGCAAAUGGGACAAAAAUCCUUGCUACUCAUAGCCUUAAAGGAAGGGAGAUAGACAACGAGCAGAUGAGAAUAUCAGGUGAUGUACCUUGCCCACUGGCCAGAGUACUUCAUCGUUGCAGAGGCACCUGGUGGGGAGUUAAUGGGUUAUAUUAUGGGUAAAGCAGAAGGCUCGGUAGCAAGGGAAGAAUGGCAUGGGCAUGUCACAGCUCUGUCUGUUGCCCCAGAAUUUCGGCGUCUUGGUUUGGCUGCUAAACUUAUGGAAUUGUUAGAAGAGAUUUCAGAAAGAAAGGGUGGAUUUUUUGUUGAUCUUUUUGUAAGAGUAUCCAACCAAGUUGCAGUCAACAUGUACAAGCAGUUGGGCUACAGCGUAUAUAGGACAGUCAUAGAGUACUAUUCAGCCAGCAAUGGAGAGCCUGAUGAGGAUGCUUACGAUAUGAGGAAAGCACUUUCCAGGGACACAGAGAAGAAAUCCAUCAUACCUUUACCUCAUCCUGUGAGGCCAGAAGACAUUGAAUAACCAAGGGCAGUGGUUCUUAGGCAGAUGCUCCAGAGAUUUUAUGGACAAUAUGAUUUUCAUUGGAUGAUCUUGGAGCUCUAUUAGGAGAAAAGUAAUCAUUUAGGUCUUAAAGAUGUUAGGAGAAUACAGGCUAUAUAUCAUUGUUUCCAAUUAGCAAUAUCAACCUUCUGAAGCUGUUCACUGUAAUAAAACUCAAUCAGAAAGGCAGCUGGGUCAGGAGGAGACAUUCCACUCUCAUGGUUCAUAGUGUUGACUAUAAGCUAGGGAUAGUCACUUGCUCCAGCCGCCUCCUAAAUUCUGUGCCUGAGAACCACUGCUGCAAAUAUAUAUAUAUUUUUAAUCUUGUAUUGAACUGUUAAUUGAAGCUUUAAAAGCAUAUAUGAAAUUUAUAAAUCUAAGAUGUAUAAUAAAACGCAUUGACUCUA